AGAUAUCCUGCUACCAAUUGAGCGAAUGAGGAGGGACGGAGGAUCAUAUAGCUGAAGUCCGUCGCCCUGAUAUGUUUCGUAAGAUGAAGUCAAUUGGUGGUUUGAUCGCCGCUUGCGCAUAUUUGUGCUACGCUAAUUCUCUUCCACCGGAUAAGGAUCAGAACGUACAAGGUCUUCACAUCAUCAAGACCCGUAGUAUAGACUUGAACAACGCCCAUGCUUUAACUUUAGAAGCACGUUUAGAAAAAACCAUCGAACCAACUGGUUAUCACCUCGAUAUUGAACCGUAUUUGGAAGAUGCACUAUUCAAAGGUCAUGUGAGGAUUAAUGUCACGUGGCUACAAGAUUCAGAUGAAAUUAGUGUGCACUGCGAUCACGACUUAGAAAUAACAAAUUAUGAAGUGUAUAUUGAAGAAUCAGGAAAAAUGGAAAAGGUAACAAUCAAAAAGAUGAGGAUGGAUAUCAAGAAGCCGAUUCUAACACUGCGGUUAGAUAAAACAGUUUCCAAGUUAACUAUAGGCUACUUGGACUUCAGUUUCAAAGGGAACUUGCAAACCACAUCGACUGAUGGUUUCUUCACGUCGACUUACAAAACUGAGAUCGAUGAGGAGCGCAUAGUUGCUGGCACCCAACUUCGGCCAAACAAUGCAAGGCGUAUGUUUCCUUGUUUUGAUGAACCGGGUUACAAGACUCCAUUUGAAUUGACAGUUGUGAGACCACGGGAUAUGAUUGCUCUAAGUAACACACCCGUUGCUAAGACGGAAAAUAUAACUGAUGAACCAGGCGCAGUGAAAGAUUAUUUUGAGAGAACUCCGCCGAUGUCCACGUUCACUUUGGGUAUCGUCAUAGCUCAUUUAAAACAACUCGGCGGUUCAACACAUUAUAAAGACGACAAUGGAAAUAAUAUCGAAUUGCGUGUCUGGGCUCGACCAGAGUUCCUUCCAGCGCUAGAAGGUUUGCAUGAGAAAGUUCCCCGUGUGUUUGCUGAGAUCGCUAACUUCUGGCAAGUGCCUCUGCCCCUCAAGCGGCUGGAUAUAGUCGCUUUGCCAAAUUACCUUGGCGUUAAACCUGUGGACAACUGGGGACUUAUUGUUUUUAAGGAGAGUGACCUAACAAACCGCAGAUACCUCCAAUUAGAACAAGAGAUCACAUAUCACUGGCUCGGAGCCCUCACCACACCCGCGUGGUGGAGCGACGCGUAUGUAAAUAAAGGACUCGUGGGGUAUAUUGCUGCAGAAAUCGCUUUAAAGCUUAACGACACGGAAAUAGAAAGACAAUGGCCGCUAACAGUGCUUUAUUCAAUAUAUUAUGAGUUCAGCAAACGAUACCCCCACUCUCGGAUAACGGGUAUGAAGCAAGAGACCGCCUGUACUAAGAUAGAACUUCUGUUCAGACUUUUUAAUUAUACCCUCGGUGCUGAUACUUUUAGGAAGGGAUUAAGAAAAUUCAUAAAGGAAAAACGAAUGAAAACCUUUACCAGCGAUGAUGUAUGGAAUGCUCUGAACGAUGCUGCACGUGAAGACGGUAAAAUUGCAAAAGACGUGGACAUUAAAAUGAUAGCAGCAAGUUGGAUAGAAAAGGACCGUCUUCCUUUAGUGACUGUUACUAGGAAUUAUGAUAAAAAUACAGCUCAUGUGUCUCAGAAAGUUUAUCUCCGCGAGCGACCACACGAUGUUCCAAACGCCGACAAGAUGACUUGGCAACUACCAUUAGUAGUGAUACGUGGGGACAAGUUGGACUUUGCCAACACAGCUCCUGUAGCGUGGAUGCAGGAGAAAGAAAUUAUUUUAGAUAAUAUGCCCGGCAAACAACACUUUAUCAUCGUUAAUCCUGAAGAAAUUGCCCCAUUCCCAGUCAAUUACGAGAAAGACAAUUGGAACCUCCUCCUACAGUUCUUACAGAGUGACCAGCGUGUAGCUAUACCAUCAUUGACCCGAGCGAAGAUAUUGCACGACGCAUGGAACCUCGCCUAUGCCGGUGAACUUUCCUUCGUCACUGCAUUAAAUAUGACGUUGUUUUUGAAAAACGAGAAAGAUUACAUGGUAUGGGAGCCGGUGUUUACAAUGAUCGAUCACAUCGGAAGGCAUAUUUGCUCGUGUAUAGCUGAUAAAUUUAGGGCAUACGUUCGUACAUUCCUCAGUCCCCUUUACAACGAGCUGAAGAUUGAGAAAGAAAAUGAAGAAGCUGGAAGGAAGAAUCUACGGUCACUAACGAAGUCUUUCCUGUGUAAGGCUGGAUACAAACCCUGCAUACAGGAAGCACAGGAAGCUUAUGAUAAAUGGAUGCAAGCACCUAAUCCUGAUGAUGGAAAUCCGAUACCAAAUCAGUUCAUAUGUCCAGUCUUCAAAUGGGGUUCGCAAAAGGAGUGGGAAUUUGGUCUUCAGCGAGUCAUAAACUUCCCAUCAUCAAGGAAGCAAAGCGAAAGGACGUAUCUUCUGAAGACACUAGCUGGGUGCCCGAUAGAAGAGUACAAGAUAAAUAGACUCUUGAAUAUCACCAUUCUAGAAGGGAAUGGAAACUUCACUGAGACAGAUCUAUUCUUGAUAUUCAGUAUGCUGACUGGAGGCUCGGAGGGAUACACGACGCUAUUUCAUUUCUUGGAAAAUAACUUUGAUUUCUUAAAGGAAAAAUUCUCAUCGAAAACGAACCUAUGGGACAAUCUGAUUUCGUCAGCUACCGGCGAAUUCACAACUCAGGCAGGUCUAGAUUUAGUAUCUAGGCUAUACGUAGCCCACCAAGGGGAAUUUGGUUCCGCAGAACAUAUAAUAGAAAAGUCAAUGAGAAAUAUUAGAGAGGAAGUGAAAUGGUCAUCCGAAAAUAUACCCGUUAUUGAACAGUGGCUGGAUGAUUAUAAGCAAAUGUCAGAUGUUAAGGAUGAUCAGUUUAUAAAGAAUUGAUGUGCUAAUUUAGGUGCUAUGAAUAAUAGAUUUAAGGUUCAUUUUAAGAAAAAUCGUAUGAGAAGAUUUAAUAAGGUUUGUAUAUUUGAUUAAAAGUAACAUUAUUUCUAAGUUAUUAUCGUUGUAAAUUUGUUAUCGGAUGUUUUUGAAGGAGGUGGAAGGUGGAAACUCCCUUUUAAAUAUUCUUUAUUAUAAGUCCUCAUGUAGUAAAACUUGUUGUCAUAUAUUGCAUAGAACUAUUAUGUUAUUUGUUCUUUUAUGUUUUUAAUAAAACGUGUGAAGAGUA
Messenger RNA from Zerene cesonia (dogface butterfly), 3183 nucleotides. RefSeq names its product aminopeptidase N. Gene Ontology annotation, cellular component: cytoplasm. The record is from RefSeq and is a predicted model, not a curated record. NCBI's taxonomy places the organism in Eukaryota, Metazoa, Arthropoda, Insecta, Lepidoptera, Pieridae. Gene Ontology annotation, molecular function: zinc ion binding; peptide binding; metalloaminopeptidase activity. The transcript has 15 exons. Bases 72 to 2897 code for a protein of 941 amino acids. Gene Ontology annotation, biological process: peptide catabolic process; proteolysis.